UUCACGCCGUCUGUUUUGUCAAUUGUAGUUGUGUACUCUCGCCUUGCGUUUUAAGAUGACAGACAGGGCGCCGCAGCAAUUAAAGGCCGCGAGAGCGCUGGCGGAAUUCGGCUAUGGAUUCAAUGAAGGUGAGAGGGUUUGUUUUGCUUGUUCCGGCUGUGAUUUUCCACUGUUUUCCUCUGCAGAGGGCAAACUGAGACAGCUGGAUGCGCACACUGGAGCCAUCACUGAUAAGGGCUUUGAGUUCGCCAUGUACAAGGAACACAAGGAGAAUCAGAAGCGCUAUGAGCAAAUUGGCGAAGUUAUCACGGACUAUGUUUACGAAAGACUAGAGGCUGUGGGAAUGGAGAGACUCCCCGUGCCAGUCGAUCCUGCACCUCCACUGAGCACCUUCGUCUUCUCCACGGCGAAGGAACUCAACCGUCCGGAGAAACUCCUGCUCUUGAUUCACGGCAGCGGCGUCGUGAAGGCCGGACAGUGGUCGAGGAGCCUCAUUAUCAAUCAUUCCAUUGCGGCCGGCACUCAGCUGCCAUACAUUGAAUCGGCGCGAAAGCAGGGCUUUGAAAUAUUGGUGACAAACACCAAUGACAACAUCGUGAACGGGAAACCGAUUCCCGGCAGCGAAGACUCUGUGGAACACGCGGUGUAUGUCUGGGAAAAGUACGUUCUGCCCGCGAAUCCAAAGUCAGUGGCCAUUGUGGCACACAGCUAUGGAGGUAUUGUUACCUUGGCGCUGGCCAGGAAGUAUCCUGUGUUCUUCAAGGAGAAGGUAUUUGCCAUCGGACUCACAGAUUCCGUUCACUUGGGCAUUAAAGGAUGCACAAAGGAAUUUCGCGACUACAUAAAAUCUAUCUCGCGGAAUUGGGUGCGCUCGGAGAAGCCGCUGGACACAAAGCUGGCCACUGGAGAUCCCGACGACGUGCCUCACUACUCGGCGGGUCACAUGCAGCACGAGUGGACGUCGCACACGUGCAUGAGCGCCCUGUUUGACUUCUUCCGCGAGCGCCACGAGGCUUUCCAGCGGGCGCAGAAGUGAGGCUGAUGGGCGCUCGGGGUUAAGCGCGAGCAAAGGUCCCCCGAAAAGCGACUCGCAGCGUGAACAUUGAUUUGAUAAUAAAACGAAUAAGA
Molecule: messenger RNA, 1128 nt
Organism: Phlebotomus argentipes
Lineage: Eukaryota; Metazoa; Arthropoda; Insecta; Diptera; Psychodidae
Product: FAM172 family protein homolog CG10038
Exons: 5
Coding region: 56-1036 (326 amino acids)
Biological process (GO): regulatory ncRNA-mediated heterochromatin formation
Cellular component (GO): nucleus
Molecular function (GO): siRNA binding
Source: RefSeq, a predicted model, not a curated record